UCUGCUGCACUUUUGACAGACCAAACAACUAUCCAAACAUGUCGUCUUUGCUGAGAAACACCCGCGCUCUUUAUGGCGCAGUUCCGUCUUGUUUUGCGCGAUCUUCGAGGACCCGUACGUGGGAGCUGGACAGCCAGUUGCGCAUUCAGCCUCUAUGCGUAAACCCGAAGAGACAGAGCUCGGGAAGUGGGUUCAACGUGCCCCCGAGUUCAGAGUUCGUGUCUAGAGUGUCCGGGAUCCCGACCAUGGCCAAGCUGCCCUUCCAGGAGACGGCGGAGGGGCUGCACGCGGCGUUUGUGGGCGUCCCCAUCGAUACAGGAACCUCCAACAGGCCCGGAGCAAGGUUCGGUCCUCGUCAGAUCCGAGUGGAGUCAGCCAUGCUCAGAAUGUUCAACAGCGGGACCAAUGCUGCUCCGUAUGAGUCUGUGAUGGUGGCUGAUAUCGGCGACGUCAAUGUGAACGUGUUUGACCUGAAAGACACGUGUAAACGCAUUCGAGAGUUCUACAGGAAGGUGGUGGCUACAGGCUGCAUUCCACUGACUAUGGGUGGAGAUCACACAAUUGCUUAUCCAAUUCUUCAAGCUGUUGCUGAGAAGUACGGUCCGGUGGGCUUGGUGCACGUGGAUGCCCAUGCCGAUGUGAGUGACAUGGUUUUGGGGGAGAAGAUCGGCCAUGGGACCCCGUUCAGACGCUGUGUGGAGGAGGGGCUGCUGGAUUGUCGCAGGGUGGUGCAGAUCGGGCUGCGUGGCACUGUUUAUACUCCAGACUCCUACGCGUGGAGCAGAUCACAGGGUUUCCGGGUGGUGCAGGCGGAGGAGUGCUGGUUUAAGUCCCUGACUCCUCUGAUGGCUGAGGUCCGGGCUCAGAUGGGCUCUGGUCCGGUUUAUCUGAGCUUUGACAUUGAUGCACUGGAUCCUGGAUUCGCUCCUGGAACUGGGACUCCAGAGAUCGCAGGACUUACCCCAAUACAGGGGGUGGAGAUAGUCCGGGGGUGCCGUGGUCUCAACCUGGUUGGAUGUGACUUGGUAGAAGUUUCUCCACCGUACGACACAACAGGGAACACUGCUUUAACUGGAGCUAAUCUACUUUAUGAGAUGUUGUGUGCCCUCCCAAUGGUCAAAUAUUACUGAUGUCUAUUGACAAUUAUUACAGUUGCAAUCAUUUGAACUGUUAUAAAUAUGACACCAAAGUGCUCUGCUUUAAUCAUUCUGCUGUGUUAUAGGGCUGGGCAAAAAAUCUAUUAAACUAAACUUAAUAUCGAAUAUUAAGUUCAAAUCAGUUUCUUCGGAAGAAAAGUCCGGGAGCAUGACCCUGUUAUGGUUAGUUUUAUCUCUUUCAUAAAAUGAGGAUUUCACCUGAUGCACAAUGAGUUAAAUAUCAUCACUUGUUGAAGUAACAUCACAUUAUUUAGCUGCUUUUAGUUAAAAAGAGCUUUCUAUUAACUUGCAACCCAACUUUUUUACUUAAAAACAAUUAUACCUGUUUUUGUUUUGACAAUUUUCUGUAGUUUGUGGAACAUGUUUUUUUUGUUGUUGUUGUUUUUUUGUUUUUUUUUGUUUGGUUUUUUUUUAGAAAAAAACUUUAUUUUACAUUUAUUAACCAUUUAUUUUCAGGUAAAAUUGCCCAGCCCUGCUGUGUUGCCAAAGACAAUUUUGAUGAAAAUAGAACUGAAUGUAUAAAACAUGAAAUGCACUUUCAAAUGUGAUAAAUAAAUAAAUCCAAAGAGU
Periophthalmus magnuspinnatus is the source of this 1727-nucleotide messenger RNA. RefSeq names its product agmatine ureohydrolase (agmatinase) (gene agmat). Bases 39 to 1130 code for a protein of 363 amino acids. Lineage: Eukaryota; Metazoa; Chordata; Actinopteri; Gobiiformes; Gobiidae. The transcript is spliced from 7 exons. The record is from RefSeq and is a predicted model, not a curated record. Gene Ontology annotation, molecular function: agmatinase activity; metal ion binding.